AAAGAAAGAAAGAAAAAAGCAAAACGUUUUGGCGCAUUCAAUUAUGUGGGGAGUAUGGCGUCCACGCUUUCCCACCAAAAGCCUAUACAACAACCAUUACCAAGAUUACAUGCAUCUAUCUCAUCCAAAACAAUGGCUCUCCAGACGCCACUCAGGCUACCAAUCACCAGAUCAACACCUUCACCUUCUCCUCUAUCUCCGGCAGGCGGCAGCAAUGUCGGCCUCCUCCGGCCAUCCAACCAGCUAGCACUGAAAUCAUCAUUCUAUCUCUCACCCUCCCUUCAAUUACUGCUUCCCCGCCAUCAGCCCUCAGCCGCACCCAAAUUCGCCAUGCGAGCUGCCUCCAAACAAGCUUACAUUUGCCGCGACUGCGGGUACAUCUAUAGCGAUAAAACCCCCUUUGAGAAGCUCCCUGAUAAAUACUUCUGCCCAGUUUGUGGUGCCCCGAAACGACGAUUCAGGGAAUACACACCUCCGGUGACCAAAAAUGCGAAUUCAACAGAUGUUAGAAAGGCAAGGAAAGCUGAACUCAAGAGAGAUGAAGCCGUCGGGAAAGCAUUACCAAUUGCAAUUGCUGUCGGAGUCGUUGCGCUUGUUGGCUUUUUUGUAGAUUCUGAUUUCCUCCAAGAACUCUGCUUCAUGUCAUUUAUAUUUGUACAAUCUGGUUUUAUCCAUCCAGAAAAUUCAUAUAUUAAAACUGUACCAUUUAUAAAGAAAGUCUAG
This is a messenger RNA of Lactuca saligna, 723 nucleotides long. NCBI's taxonomy places the organism in Eukaryota, Viridiplantae, Streptophyta, Magnoliopsida, Asterales, Asteraceae. The record is from the annotation of a GenBank genome assembly.